This is a messenger RNA of Pocillopora verrucosa, 3652 nucleotides long. RefSeq lists its product as uncharacterized. Gene Ontology annotation, molecular function: protein binding. Lineage: Eukaryota; Metazoa; Cnidaria; Anthozoa; Scleractinia; Pocilloporidae. The record is from RefSeq and is a predicted model, not a curated record.
UUGACCGAGACAAGUAACAAGUUUCAAUUUAAUCGGAAGUUCAAUCGACAGAUUUUUUUAAACUGUUUGAAGGGAUUCAAUACUUGUCUUUCCAUGUCACCGAUGCCACGUUGGCUGAGCAAGGACGACAGACUCUGCAUUUCGUUUCAUCUAAGGGCUUAGUUUGCUAUGUCGGACCAGCAACGGAGUGAACUCGUUUCGCUGAGCGCCAACUCUUUUUCACUGAAAGAUUUCGUGGGAAAGUUUCCACUUCCACAAACAGUCACCUUUCAAGAAGGAUAUUUUGACGAAUACCAGAGUAAAACUAUCGGUGCUGGCACUGAGUGUAAUUUGUUAUCUUUAGAAAGUGUCGAAACGGCAAUAUUUGAAGAUAAAGAUGGCGAAGACAUUCACAUCCCGCUUCGGGAUCCAUUUGGCGUGGAGCGCGUCGCAGAGGCUACAUUUGAACAAAAUCUCACCCUUGCAGACCUGAUCCUAGAGAGUUCUAUGGUAAAGUUUGUUCGUGUCGUCGAGACUGAUCCAAACUUCGAAAGUAUCAUCAGGCAAGGGGACAAGCUGAGGAUAGAGAGGAAAAAUUCUCGUGAGACCUUUCUGGCCUUCAAAAUUGUCAGUGAUAAGGGAAAACCUCUAAUUAAAGUCCCUGCUAGUUGCCAAGCAAAAUUUCUACCACUUUGGAACGGCGAGGAGUUGCCUCUUAGCAAGUUUGUGAAGAAGUACAAGCUUCCUGUCUAUGUGGUGAUGAAUUUUAUCGACUAUAGUACGGACAGGAAUUUAAAUAAGGGAGAAGGAAACCCCAGAGAGAGGCCAACAACAAGAAUAGUUAAGAGCCUACGUCAUCUGUCCAAUAGCGUUCUUAAAUUAAAGGGAAUUUUAGCAGAUUCUAUUGUGCUAGCUUCAAUGGAGGUGGAUGGUAUACCUUCAAAGUUUUCAUUUCCCAAAACUCUACCAAUUAAUGUUGUGCCUUUGAGAAUGGAAUCUAAAACUGGGGCACCAGGUAACAAACUAGAUUUCAUAUCGAGCGAAAGGAACGAAACUGGAAAUUACGACAGUGAAUUGAUCGCAGUAGAGGAGAACGAGUACGAAGAUAUGUCUGGCCUCAGAGAUCCACAAGGAUCGUCUCAAUCAAAAAUGAGAGUUGGAUUUGAAAAUAACAAUAAAUGUGGUGAUGAAGCGAGGAAAAUCACGCAGUUAGCGGGGCUGGGUGCACGCCACAACACAUACUCCCCGGCGCCCUCCAAAAGAGUAAUUAGAAGCCAAAGCGAGAGGCUACCAAGAAAAGGAAACUGGACAUUUUCAAGAACUGUUAGCAAUUUGGAACUACCAAGCGAAGACAACCUUUAUGACGAGUUACAGUUUCGUACACUGCCUCAAAAAGUGAAAAAACGUCCGCCGUCAUUGACAAGAAGAGCAAGUGACUGGAACAUUGAGCGAGUAUCGAAACAGAAUUUAAAUAACCUAUUACACUUGCAGGCUCAAAGCGGGGAAGAUCAUGGCUUUCAAGGUCACGUCGAAGUGGUUUCGUUACAGAUUCCGAAACUUUCGCCUACCUAUAAGACAUGCCCAAGGAUGAAAACAUUUGGAAGGAAAACAGAAAGCAAUGAAACUGAAAGUAGCCCUUAUGACGUCCAAGAAUUAAAUUUUGACAGCCAUGCUAGCAAGUCAUUGAACAUGAAUCAUUUGCCAGCGAGGUUAACUUCAACGACUUCCAAAGCGCCCUUUUAUGAAUCCGAGGAGAUGGAGUAUGAUGCUCCUUCAAACCUAAACCUUUCAAAUCACUCAGAAGGAAAACGAGGAAGUGACGAUGCACUCCCAUCCCUUCCUUCUUCACAAAGAAGUUGUGGAGAUGGAUUUCAUCUCUCCUCUCGUGAUCCUCUUUUGAAAGAGAGAGAAGAUCCAAAAGGAAGACAUUACGUCCUUGACAACAAGAUCCCAUUCGUUGGCACCAGUCUAAAGAAAAUUAUUCCACCAGAACCUCCUGAAAAGGAUGACUUUUACGAAAAUGUAAAGAUGCAAACGAAAGCAGUUGUCGGUCCCACAAGAGGGCGUGAAGCAGUAACAAACAAAAAGGAGGUUGGCGUCGAGGUGUCAAAAGUCAAUGCAAGUAAAAUUGAUUCCAAAACCGAGCCCUUGGAGAGAAGGGACAAUUGCUCUAUUAGAAAAGAUGAACCAAAAUCAGCUACAGGUCCGACAGGUCUACUAGAACCAGAAAGUAUCGAAAAGGAGAAGGAAUCACCACCCAUUCCCCCACGGCUGAAGCACAUUAAAGAACCUCUGUACUCCUCAGUACUUAAGAAAGGAAAUCCAUCACAAGAUAAGAUCAGCGAUUUGCAUUCUGAUCCAUUACCCAGGGGAAGACCUCAACCUUCUCCUAGACGGCCUCGAGAUGGUAGCAACCUCUCUCCAACGGAUUCGAUGAAAGCUAAGAGCACUUCAGGCGUCCAUUCUGAUUCAGUAACACCUUCACUUGAAAAGAAACCAAAGACGGCUGUCAAUGAUGACCGAAACUCAGACUUUGUCAUUCCACAAGACCUAAGUGCUCUAAGUGUCACUGAUGUGUUGAAGUGUCUAAACGCUUUAAAUAUGAAGAAAUUUGAGGAUAUUUUCAGUGAACGCCAAGUCGAUGGAAACAUGCUCGUCUGCUUGGAUGAAGAAGCCAUGGAGUCGAUUGAAAUAGAUCGCUUCCAUCGUUUGAAACUCCUCAAAUUCAUUGCAGGUUGGAGACCACAGCUACACUGAUCGGACCACAUUGCAUCAUGAAUUGACUUAUUUAAAACCUUCGCCGCUGAUGCAAACUUCAAGUUUUGAAAACUCACACAUUUUAUUGCCCUAACGAAAUGCGUAGAGUAGAUAUUUCUGCUGGAAAUCUGUCGGGUUAUCUCCGUUAAAUGGCCACAAACAGCAACUUGACCCCAUACCGGUUAUGACGUUUUUGUUCAGAGUGUAUAGUUAAUUCUUGCCAACCGAUGUAUAAAACGUAGUUACUGCGCAGUGGCUCAAGGAUCCAGCUGAAGGUUAAAGAUCCUUUCAUAACAGGCCAGCGAAUUGCCAGCCUUAUCAAAUGUGAUAUGGCUUUGAAGCUAAGAAAAAAAACCAACCUUAUAAAAUGGCCAAAAAAGAUAAAAAAUUGUGAGAAAACAUAUAGAAAUGAAAUGCUGUGUGAUCAAUAUCCUUGAGCAUGUGCACAUGAGAAUUUUUCUUGGUGCCUCUUGAUGAUUGGAGCAAUCUUUCCGAUUCGAAGCUGGAUCGCGUGAUUCAUUUGAGCCAAAUCAUAAUUAGCAUGAAUAUUCUACUUGUACGCCAACAGCAAGAAUUAGACGCUUACAAUUUUCUCAGUGCUUGUAAAGGGCAAAAUUCGUGCAUUUUGACCGGCAUAUUUUAUGGGCUGCCCCUAAUUGAAGAGCCAUUUGUUAUGGUUGACUUUUGACAUGAAUUACUCAAUCAUGUCAAACAACAAUAAUCGACUGUAAGUGAUAUUUAUUUGUGCAGUAAAUUUCAUCUCAUUCAUAACUUGAUAUAAAAUUGAUAUAAGGUUAGUUUGGUAAACAUCUCUGGAGAAGUUUACCUUUAUAAUCAUGUUACACGGCGUCCAAAAAACGACAUAGCUUCAACUAUGAAUGAAAUGAUAACGACGAUUUAAAUCUCAUUCAAAGUG